Yarrowia lipolytica CLIB122 is the source of this 495-nucleotide messenger RNA. RefSeq lists its product as uncharacterized. Lineage: Eukaryota; Fungi; Ascomycota; Dipodascomycetes; Dipodascales. Gene Ontology annotation, biological process: proton transmembrane transport. Gene Ontology annotation, molecular function: proton-transporting ATPase activity, rotational mechanism. Gene Ontology annotation, cellular component: proton-transporting V-type ATPase, V0 domain; membrane. The record is from RefSeq and is a predicted model, not a curated record.
AUGGCUCUGACUGCUACUGAAUUCUGCCCCGUCUAUGCUCCCUUCUUUGGAGCCAUCGGCUGCACUGCCGCCAUUGUCUUCACCUGUUUCGGCGCUUCUUACGGAACCGCCAAGUCUGGUGUUGGUAUUUGCGCUACCUCCGUCCUUCGACCUGACCUGCUCAUCAAGAACACAGUCCCCGUGAUUAUGGCUGGUAUUCUUGCCAUUUACGGUCUCGUUGUUUCCGUCCUUAUCUCCGGAUCUCUCCAGCAGCAAUCUUCUCUGUACGCCGGUUUCAUCCAGCUCGGUGCUGGUCUGUCCGUCGGUCUGUCCGGUCUCGCUGCCGGCUUCGCUAUUGGCAUUGUUGGUGACGCUGGUGUCCGAGGUACCGCACAGCAGCCUCGACUUUUCGUUGGUAUGAUUCUUAUUCUCAUUUUCGCCGAAGUCCUGGGUCUCUAUGGUCUUAUUGUUGCUCUUCUGCUCAACUCCAAGGCCGGUGCUGACGUGCAGUGCUAA